CUCAUUAACUUGCCCGCUUGAACAUAUUAAUGUGCAUAUUCUCCCCUCCUCUCUCUCCCUUGGCCCCCCUUCCCUCUCCUGCUACCUCGCGCUCUAUCCCUCUCAGCUCUCUCUCACUCGCUUUCUCUUUUUCUCUCUUUUUCAUUCUCCCGCUCCCUUCAUAUCAGAAUCGCACAGAGCAGUGUCCGUGUGGGGACGCGAGAAGCCAAUGGAACGAGGAUCCUAUAGAAGAUGCAAAUGAUCCUGAAAACACACCGCAAAAUAUGAAACUACUCGUUUGCAGCCGAGUAAAUCAUAGAAAACUGGUUGGGAACUGGCACCGGAAUUCACCAGGAUUGUGAUGCUGGAACUCUACAGUGGGAACAUGCUUAUGGAAGCUUUAGAUAAGUUGUUUUAACAAAGGUAUACGAACGCAAACCGUUCAGAUAUUGGAACUCAACGCUUUGCUGCUGCAUUGUUUGUUACCUCAGUAGCUGUGAAACUGACAACUCUCUGUAGCUACAGCGCUGAUAUAAAGACAUUCAAACGCAAACUCUUGAACAAAAUCAGCACAUACAACAACAUCAAAAGAUGAGCUCAUAUUUCGUCAACUCUCUCUUCACUAAAUACAAAAGUGGAGACACUCUACGGCCGAACUAUUACGAGUGCGGAUUUGCUCAAGACCUUGGGACGAGACCCACCGUCGUGUACGGUCCAGGCACCGGGGCCACUUUCCAGCAUGCCCCUCAGAUUCAGGAGUUUUACCACCACGGCGCGUCCACGCUCUCCGCAGCGCCUUACCAGCAGAGUCCCUGUGCGGUAACUUGUCACGGCGAGCCGGGAAACUUCUACGGUUAUGAUGCUCUCCAGAGGCAAACACUUUUCAGUGCUCAAGACGCCGACUUGGUUCAGUAUAGCGACUGCAAACUCUCCACGGGGGGCAUCGGCGACGAGACGGACAACGCAGAACAGAGUCCGUCGCCCACACAGCUGUUCCCGUGGAUGCGACCUCAAGUAGCUGCCGGACGGAGGCGAGGUCGCCAGACCUACAGCCGCUAUCAGACGCUCGAACUCGAGAAAGAGUUUCUCUUCAAUCCCUACCUAACGCGCAAGAGACGAAUUGAGGUAUCACACGCUUUGGGACUGACAGAACGACAAGUCAAAAUCUGGUUUCAAAACCGUCGCAUGAAAUGGAAAAAGGAAAACAACAAGGACAAGUUUCCAAGCAGCAAGUCUGAACAAGAGCAGAUCGAAAAAGAGAAACGGGAGAAAGAACAGGCAUCCGGGACACAGUCGGCCGGCGAAGACUGCGACAAGGAAAAACAAAUGUAGAGCGGAUGCGUGUGUGAGUGAGUGUGUGUGUGUGUGUGUGUGUGUGUGAGGGCGAAAGAGAGAGAGAGAGAGAGAGAGAGAGAG
Rhinichthys klamathensis goyatoka is the source of this 1395-nucleotide messenger RNA. RefSeq names its product homeobox B8a (gene hoxb8a). Gene Ontology annotation, biological process: regulation of transcription by RNA polymerase II. The transcript is spliced from 2 exons. The coding region runs from base 571 to 1311 and encodes 246 amino acids. Gene Ontology annotation, cellular component: nucleus. Gene Ontology annotation, molecular function: RNA polymerase II transcription regulatory region sequence-specific DNA binding; DNA-binding transcription factor activity, RNA polymerase II-specific. NCBI's taxonomy places the organism in Eukaryota, Metazoa, Chordata, Actinopteri, Cypriniformes, Leuciscidae. The record is from RefSeq and is a predicted model, not a curated record.